This is a messenger RNA of Impatiens glandulifera, 699 nucleotides long. Its product is annotated as protein HEADING DATE REPRESSOR 1-like. NCBI's taxonomy places the organism in Eukaryota, Viridiplantae, Streptophyta, Magnoliopsida, Ericales, Balsaminaceae. Bases 92 to 679 code for a protein of 195 amino acids. Gene Ontology annotation, biological process: regulation of flower development. The record is from RefSeq and is a predicted model, not a curated record. The transcript is spliced from 3 exons.
CAUCAUUUUCUUCUCCAGGUAACAACAACCCAAAGGAUAAUUCUUAUUUAAGAUUUCUCUCUCAAAGAAGUUCAAUUCUUUGAUCAAUCCGAUGGAAAAUCCCAAGGCAAAGAUUGGAAAUGGGGUUUUAACUGGUUUCUCCCCAAUUUCAUCUACUCCUGUCUUUUGGAAAUCCCGUAGAAGAUCAGCAGGUAGUAGACAGAACAUGGAAAUAGUUAAGAAGGUAGAUGAAGAAAAGAAAGAAGAAGAUUCAACAAUGGCGGUGGAACUUUCUGAGAAGAGGAAAGCUCUGUUUGAACCGUUAGAACCCAACAUCAACGGUAAACGAUUAUUAUCAUCUAAUAAUAAUUAUGAAAAUCUGCUAAUUCCUCCACCGGAUUUCGAGACCACAUCGUAUCCACGUGGGUGGUUGAUAGGUAAAAAACGCAAGCUUGUGAAUGUUGAUGUUGUAGAAAGCAUGAGGAGAAUCGCUGUUCAAGAAAUGAACAGAAAGGAUAGAGAAAUUGAUGGAUUAAAUGAGCAAUUGGAAGAGGAUGCAAAAUGUGUUGAACACCUUCAAGUUCAGCUGUUGGAGGAGAGAAAUAAGAGGUCUCAUGUAGAAAGAGAGAACGUGAGAUUGCAGAGUCAGAUCGACAUGUUAAUCAGUUUGGUGCAGGAAAAUGACGACGAAGAACCCUAGUUUCUGGAUCUGAUCGAUCU